CAAACGAUAUUACUGGAGACGCAUCGAAGAACUGCUGCUGAAAAUGGCUGAAAACAUCAAAAAGCUUACUUGGUCCGACAAAAACAUCAAAGUGGUGCAAAAAGCGAGCGAUCUGGAUGUGUUCGACGAUGACCCUGGCGUGCUGAGAGUGGAGAUGUCUUGCGGUCACGUCGCAGACCCGAUGUCUCUGACCGACUGCUGCCGAGCUCAGCUGCUAAACGGAGACGCUGUUUUUAAGUGCCCACUGUGUGAGAGCGAAUGGCCUUACGACGAAGUCCGAAAAUCAGCCAAACUUACGAAUAACGAGCGAAUAGGUUUCGAGGAUCUUCUCGGAACCAACGCCGCCAAGAAGUCGGGCAUCAAGGAUUGUCCUCGCUGUGGGACUUUUAUAGAGAGGCUGUACGUCUCCAAUCUCUGCGUGGAGUGCUGCGUUUGCACCAAAAGGGCCGGGAAAGCGUAUAAAUUCUGCUGGCGGUGUCUGAGAGCGUGGAAAGGGCCCGGGCCUCGCUCCGAUCACUGUGCAAAUGUGGGCUGCAGCAUCGGCGACCGGGAGACGCUCCAAGACUGUCCCAUGGUCACUUUAAGACAUAUCGAGAACGUCCGGUGUCCAGCGCUGCGGUCCUGCCCGGCCUGCGGCGUGGCGAUCGAGCACUCGAAGGUGGGAUGCAAGAUCAUGACGUGCCGUAAUUGUGGCAAAGCGUUUUGCUUUCUCUGUCUGAAACCUGCUCAAGAGUGCCUUGAAACGUCUCGGCCGUACACGCUGUGCACGGAUGAAGUGGCCCCGAAGCAGCGAGACGCUGAAACACUGUGAAAAUACACCGAUGCGUAAUCUACAAAUAAUUAGGUAUACAUGCACGCAAUGGAUAUAUAUACCUAGAAUCAUUGUGUGUGAUUUUUAAAAAAACGUACUUUGUUAUUGACAUUUUUUGAGGGAUACUGCACCUCAUCAAAUAAUGACAUGCAAUCGUAGAUAUAGAGCUAGUUUAAUCUGUAAUAUAGUGUUUCUGUCGAUGAUACUCGAUCAUUUCAUGUGUAUGCAUUUGCUCUGAAAUUAAAUGAAGCAAUAAUAAUUGUAAUGGUAAUGAAAUCUGUAAUGAAAAUCACUGUUUUUGUUAAUAAACGGCGUGCUAAGUUGCGUGUUAUUGGGUAUGUUAUUACAAUACAAUAUUAAAUGA
Molecule: messenger RNA, 1175 nt
Organism: Puntigrus tetrazona (Sumatra barb)
Lineage: Eukaryota; Metazoa; Chordata; Actinopteri; Cypriniformes; Cyprinidae
Product: probable E3 ubiquitin-protein ligase RNF217
Exons: 4
Coding region: 44-811 (255 amino acids)
Molecular function (GO): zinc ion binding
Source: RefSeq, a predicted model, not a curated record